AUGGCGCAGAAUGUCGAAGCAUGGACACUGUUGGCCCUGGCUCUCGUUGUCAUCGCUUUUCGCGUCUACGUCCGAUGGACUCUCGUUGGCCCAUCGGGCUUUCAACUGGAUGACUAUCUCAUGCCACUGGCCGGAAUUGUCUUCGUGUUGGAAACAGUCGCGGCAUAUCUGGUGGGCGCCAACUAUGAAGGCUUGACAAACAGCUACAUGACGGCCGAACAGCGUGCUACGCUGGACCCGCACUCAGCAGAAUGGGCUCAUCGCGUGGCGGGGUCGAAGAUUCAAGUGCUUGGAUGGUCACUCUAUGUGGCUAUCUUGUGGCUGAUCAAGUACGCCCUGGCGGUCUUCUACUCGCGAUUGACAACCGGUCUCCAAAAUCUGCCUCAGCGCGUACGAAUCGCCUAUAUCAUUCUCGGGGUGUCAUGGCUCGCCACUCAGCUGUCGGUACUUUUGUCGUGUCAACCUUUCCAUGCAUUUUGGCAAAUCAAUCCGAACCCAGGCAAUAACUGUCAACCAGCCAACUCCAUGGUAUACGUAGUGGUUGUGGUUCUGCUCAAUGUGAUCACCGAUAUCUACCUUCUUUCGAUUCCACUUCCCCUGCUGUGGCAAGUCAAGAUCAGCAUGAAACAGAAGAUUCCGCUGAUGGGUCUUUUCUCGGGGGCUGCCUUUGUCAUUACAGCCUCGAUCAUUCGAGCCGUUAUGAUCACAACGGCCGGACGAGAAGGCGCCGUUGCCGGAUCCAAAUGGGCGUGUCGGGAAACCUUUGUGUCGAUCAUCGUCUCCAAUCUGCCCAUCAUUCAGCCCUUGAUCCGUAAGGGUUUCAAGAAGAUCGGUCUGUCCCAGCUCUUCUCAUCCUCCGGAAAGCAAUCGGGAGGACGGUCCUACCCUCUCUCCAGCCGCGGUCUUCAAACCCUCUCGACCCAUGCAGACCGCAGCGGUAAGAGGAGCAAGAAUUCACAGGGACUCACGCAGACGCAAGUGUCUGCAUGGGGCAGCGAUGAGCAUAUUCUCACCGAACCAGAGCCGACCUCGAAAGAAAUCACCGUUGUCUCCGAGACAAUUGUCGAGACCGAGGCUUGGACGAAAGAUCCAGCGCAGGCGCCCGGUCGUGUUCCGUCACCGAAUCAAUGGGAUGGUCGGGGGACUGCGCAUUAA
Messenger RNA from Penicillium oxalicum, 1155 nucleotides. RefSeq lists its product as uncharacterized. Lineage: Eukaryota; Fungi; Ascomycota; Eurotiomycetes; Eurotiales; Aspergillaceae. The coding region runs from base 1 to 1155 and encodes 384 amino acids. The record is from RefSeq and is a predicted model, not a curated record. The transcript is spliced from 4 exons.